Messenger RNA from Pristis pectinata (smalltooth sawfish), 5616 nucleotides. It is a transcript of the gene eno4, whose product is annotated as enolase 4. Gene Ontology annotation, molecular function: phosphopyruvate hydratase activity; magnesium ion binding. The record is from RefSeq and is a predicted model, not a curated record. Gene Ontology annotation, cellular component: phosphopyruvate hydratase complex. The transcript is spliced from 13 exons. Lineage: Eukaryota; Metazoa; Chordata; Chondrichthyes; Rhinopristiformes; Pristidae. The coding region runs from base 280 to 2037 and encodes 585 amino acids. Gene Ontology annotation, biological process: glycolytic process.
UGGGUGCUCGCUCCGUUCUCUCUGCCGCUGCCGCUUCCUCCACCGCGCCAUGCAGCGCAAAACCUGGGCCUCCGCGCCUGCGGCCUUUGCCGCCAUGUCGCCCCGCUCGGGUUCGCGACCGUUGGUCGCCCGGCAACCGGAGGCAAGCGAACGGGCGGGCGACGCCGAGCCGGACUCUGCGGGCGGCCUUCGGGGCAGCAAGUUGUGCGAAGAGGGCAGAAGUUGGCGGUUAUUUUCAAAGGGCGGUCAAAGGGGGUGCCCUUCGAUUCGGGGUGCGGGAUGUCAGUGGUCGGAGUCCCGGUCGUCAACGACCGCAGCUCCAGGGAGGCUCGGGAGUUCCACCAGCUCAAGCAGCGUGCGGCCGAGUAUUACCGGAGCAACGCGGUGCCGCAGAGAAUGCAGCAGGUGCUCAACACCAUGUUCUAUGAGAAACCCGACGAUGUUUACGGUCACCUGGCAAAUUAUUUUGCCAGCUUUGCAAAGCCAGCUGCAAUAAGCAGAAUUAUUGGAAGAGAAAUACUGGAUAUAAACAGCCAAUCGACUGUAGAGGUGGAGGUAUUAUGUACUAUAAAGAAUUUUGAGAAGAGUGUAUGUUUUGCUGCAAUGUCUAAUUGUUGUAGUGACCCUAACUAUACAACCCAAGGUGCUGGUGAUAAUGAUAAUGAGCAAAAAAAUCAAUCUGUCGAGAUUGCCUUGGAAUGGAUCAAUGAACCAUUGAACUCCUUGCUGAAAGGGCUUUUACCAGCUAACCAGACACAUGUGGACAAGCUGCUGAGUGACUAUUUUUGGAGAAAAGUGGAAGAAGAUGAAGAGCAAAGAAAAAAGGAUGAUGAAGAAGAAAAACCUGAAGAGCCUGAAUUACCCCCUCCAGCUCUUAGUGCUCCUGUUGGAGGCAAGAAAAAGAAAAGUCCUAAAGGCAAAAGGAGUAUUGUUCCAGAAAAAACAAUCAAUCCCCGUUACCCACCAGAACCACCAUUUCCCGGCAGUGUAGCAAUUGGUGUGGUAUCGCUGGCAAUAGCCAAGGCUGCAGCCAGACUUCAGAACACGUAUUUGUAUUUACAUAUUGCCUCACUGAACCAAGCAGAGGAACCCCCAAAAGAGAUGAGAAUGCCACUUCCCUUGAUAAGUUUACUUGACUGUGGGAAGUCAUCUGGUGGAAAAUUAAGAUUGCUGAAGGAAGUGAUAGCAGUUCCAAAACCUGGUCUUGGUUAUAAAAAGAGUCUCAAAAUGAUGAGAGAUCUUCAGCAAGAAAUCACCAAAUGGAUGUUUGCACCAAAAUCUGGACCUGCAGCAAUGUCUCACUUGGGCUGCUGGAAGAAAGGAUAUGAUCGUAUAGAACAACCUUUUGAGAUGAUCCAAGAGGCAUGUACCGCACUACAAUUGACACUGGGGGAGGAUCUGCAUUUGAUGCUCAACUGUGGUGCACAUGAACUGAUGGAUUAUGAAAAACAGAAAUAUGAAGUUAUAAUGGGAGUAUUAAAACAUCCUGAUGAUAUGAUAGAGUUCUACACAAACUUGGUAGAGCAGUACCCAUCAAUUAUUGGUCUGAUAGACCCUCUUCGGAAAGAGGAUGUUGAACAAUGGAGUAAGCUAUGCAGUCUUCUUAGUCCCCGGUGUUAUAUCUUGGCUGAUGCAGCUUCAAGGUCAAUAGACAAGCUCCUAACAGAUGGCCUGGGUGCAAAUCAAUACAGUGGUUUGGUCUUGAAACAUGCCAAUCAAACUACAAUUUCAAAUUUAAUUCAUGUGGCAAAAUUGAUGGAAGAAAAUGGGUUCAGAUUUAUACCAGGUCUGACAGAUGAAGAGACCACUGACAACAGCAUAGCUGACAUCGCUGUUGGUCUAGGGGCCAGGUUCAUCAAACUGGGAGGUCUAUGUCAUGGAGAGCGGGUGGCAAAAUACAACCGUCUGCUAGCCAUUGAAGAAGAAUUGGCUCAGAGGGGAGCAUUGGGUGAAUCAUCUGAACAUCAAUUUCCUGUCAUUGCUGAAGAGGAGAAAGAUCUUAAUCCAGAACAGACAGAACCUAAGCAAUUAAGUUAGACUGCAGGCACACUAUUUGAAGCAGUAGUCUCAAUAUCAAUGCAGUUUAUUUGAAGACGAAUCAAGAAUCGUCCCAAGCUAAUGGUGACAUAUAUGAAGGUGAUUGUAGAAAUUACUUCAACUGAUACUGCAAUUAACAUUUUUAUACCUUCUUAUAGUAAUCACCUGAUACAUAAAGGCAAUGUUAAUUCACUACACAAAUUGCAAUAUUUUCAUAACUUGUAAAAGUGUUUAGAGUAUUUUGCCUUUGCUAAACUGGAGGAAUUUCUGAGUGAAGUUACACUGUCAUUUAAUAUUGAAGCAAAUUAGCUUUAAUCACCAUUGAUGAGAUUCCCAAGUACAUUACAUUGAAGUCAAACAUUAGCAGGCAGUUUCUAGAAGGUAGUCUUGCUCAUUUUUUAUCAAUUCAGUACAAUCAUAACCAAUUGAUGGUGACUUUAUAUUUUUAACUGCUGUAAAUGUUAUUGAUUGUAUUUGCACUAUGUUUAAAAACAAAUCAUCUGUCCAAAUAUUCCUUUUGUACAAAUUCUUUGUCAUUAACUCAGUGCCAGUUGUGCGUUGCACUUGAUAGAUACCAAUCAGAAACCAGUGUCUGCAGCAAUGUAUGCAGGCUAAGAAUGUACUGUGAUUAAAUAUUGCAUUUCCAUAUUCCUAAAUCCUACACCAUUUAUUAUCAUUAACGGGCACCAGAUCUAUUAGUUUUGCAUUCCCUAUUAGAAGCAAAAUGUUACAUUAAAUAUAUUCUCAUUUAUGUCAACUCAACACAAUUUUGCAUAUAUCAGAUUCUGAAAAAACUAAAGAUGUGCUUUUCUUGGUUACCCAUCAUGAUUAUUAUAGAAUUGUUCCAUUUUUAUAUAGGCUGUCACCAGGUAAAAAAAAAACAAGUUCCAUAUCAGAAUCAGAUUUAUUAUCACUGACAUAUGACAUAAAAUUUGUUGUUUUGCGGCAGCUGUCCUUAAAACGUCCAUAGGUCGCUUUUGUCCAAGUUGGAAAAUACAAAAAAAAUCACUUGUAUUGUAACCAUACCUCCACAGUAUUUGUAAUGAAUGGCGUCAAAAGCGCACAAGACUGAAAAGAAAGAACAAUUACUAAAAGUGGGGAGAGGGGAAACUAGUUAUGCCAUUUGCAGUAACGAGCAUAUAUGUAUGAACUUUGGACUUUUGAAUCUAACAUAAGAUCUUUAUUAUUAGUCACACGUAUAUCGAAACACACAGUGAAAUGUAUCUUUUGCGUAGAGUGUUCUGGGGGCAGCCCGCAAGUGUCGCCAUGCUUCCGGCGCAGACAUAGCAUGCCCACAAUUUCCUAACCCAUACCUCUUUGGAAUGUGGGAGGAAACCGGAACACCCGGAGGAAACCCACGCAGACAUGGGGAGAAUGUACAAACUCCUUACAGACAGUGGCCGGAAUUGAACUCGGGUCACUGGUGCUGUAAUAGUGUUACGCUAACCGCUACACUAUCAUCAUAAUAUUAUGGAAGUUUGUUUGUUUGUACAGGUGUCCAUACAUCAGGUGCUUGUAGCCUGGGGACAGCUUGUAUAGCUGGAGACACAAGUGACUGCAGAUGCUGAAAUCCAGAGCAACACACAAAGCACUGGAGGAACUCAGCGGGUUAGGCAGCAUCUAUGGAAGGAAAUGGAGUUUCCCUAUAGACCCCAGAUGAUGGGUCUUGACCCAAAAUGUCAACUGUCCAUUUCCCUCUAUAGGUGGUCCCUGACCCACUGAGUUCCUCCAGCACUUUGUGUAUUGAGCUUGUAUAGCUGUUUCUCUCCGCUUUCCAAUUUUUCACUCAAGGUCAGUUUCUCCCCCCUGAGUUUAAUAUUUAAUUUUGUAACUAAAAGUAGAGCCAGUUUCCCACUACUAGGAAACAGUAAUGGGUAGAAUUAUCAGUCAUUCUGUUUUAGAGUUGGUAGAGGGGCGAAUGUCAACAAGGAGAUAAAAAGUGCUACAGAAUGUUUUAUGUUUCUUGGACAGUUAGUUAAGGAGGAUCUUAGUUUUAUUGUUCCAUCCAGAAGUCAGCAUCUCCGUCAAAGCUCUGCACCCCCAGUGAUGGAAGUGAAAUUAACCCUUUCAACAAUACUUACAAAACAAAGUUGGCCACCUGUAAUAGUGGAAGAUACAAAUAUCUAAUUAAUUGCAUGCAGUAAAUCAUUUUAUCAUAAAGACUGUAGAAGAUUUCUACCUCUAUUACUUUUGCAUUUUAUAGUUUUAUUCUCAUUGCUGCAUAUUCAGCAAGUGACUUUUGGAAAAUGCUCCCAAUUUUCAAAGCUCUCUUUAAAAGUAAUGGGUUUUGCUGUGGUGCAUCAGACUGUGCAAUCUCAGCCUUGCUAUAUCUAACAAAACGUAUACCUAAGUUUUGUUAUAUAUGAAACUUGAUAGUGACUAGAAGGUGGCUAUUUGCCAUCAAGACCAACCCUAGCCUUACGAUUACCAGUGGUUAAUUUCAAGCAGAAACAUGUCUUGGCAAGCCUUCUGUCAUUCUGAAUAGACCAGCUAUGGAACAUAGAACACUACAGCAUAGUACAGGCCCUUCGGCCCACAAUGUUGUGCUGACAGUUUAUCCUGCUCUAAGUCUAUCUAACCCUUCCCUCCCACAUAGCCCGCUAUAUUCAAACUCAGUACAAAAUGGCAAUAAAAUUUCUGUACUUCAGGUAACACCCAUAAGAAAUUAUUACUUUAUUCCCAUCAAUCCUAAAUGUGUUAAUUAAUGUUAGGUACAACUUCUCAAGAAAAACAAGUUCUUUGGUAUCUAAUCUAAAUGCCAAAAUAUGUUCACCAGCCUCACUAGUGUACAACCAGUAUGACGGAAAAGGGUCAGAAGCUAUUGGGAGAAGAGUGAUGGCCACCAGCAUCCUACUGUUUUAUCUUUAAGCUGAGAGGAAUACAGCAGGUCCUGCAGUCUCCACUGUAAGGUGCUUAACACGCCUGGGGAGAAAUGGGUCCUCCUUUCCUCACGCAAAAUGUAUGCAUGAACAUCGGCCACCAGUUGUACUCACCACUGCACAAUAGAUCUAUAGAUCUCAAUGUAUAAUACAAUAAAUAUGACAGUGCCUAUUUUCCAACUGAAUUGCAGAAUUUCCUAUAUCUACUUCAUCUUGGGUAAUAAUUUACAAAAUGAGCAACUUGAUGAUUACUUCAUGUUAAAAGGUAAACAGAUUUAUUCAGUGGUUCAUGAUCUUACAAAAUUGAAUGCACACCCAAAUUCAGAAACUUUUCAAAUUUGUUUUCCUGUGUUAAAUUGUCAACAAGGUUGCCUUCUCACCGACCUUUGGUUGCAUAGAGUUGAAGUGCUUUGAUUGAAAAGAUUCUUUGUCAUUUUUGCAUGCAUUUUUUAACCUAUAUAAAAAAUAGAUUUAUUUAAAUAUUACUACAAGAUGCACAGUAUAAACGUGACAAAGCCCUACCACUCUAUACCAAAUGUAUAUUUCUCAGCAUAUAAUUUUCUUUUGGCUGUUACUACAUUCAAAACAAUUAAUAAGUCAAACAAUGCUGCUCCUUGCUUGAGCUCAUUAAAAGAAAAAAAUACUUUCACAGCUGAUUGCUUAACCUUUGUCCCUGAUUUGAGAGAGCCCAAUAGACAUA